Leptopilina boulardi is the source of this 856-nucleotide messenger RNA. RefSeq names its product ATP synthase subunit delta, mitochondrial (gene ATPsyndelta). The transcript has 4 exons. Lineage: Eukaryota; Metazoa; Arthropoda; Insecta; Hymenoptera; Figitidae. Gene Ontology annotation, biological process: proton motive force-driven ATP synthesis. The coding region runs from base 162 to 647 and encodes 161 amino acids. The record is from RefSeq and is a predicted model, not a curated record. Gene Ontology annotation, molecular function: proton-transporting ATP synthase activity, rotational mechanism.
AUUACCAACUGAUAUCGAGUCACUUCUUUCCUUUUAUUCCCACAGCGCUAGUAUCGUUUAUAUUUUGUCUGCUGCUCCAUUUUUUUGUGGAUUUUAGAAAAAAAAAAAAAUAAUAGAAUAAAUUUCAAAUACAAAAAGAAUUAUUCAAAAAAAAAAAGAAAAUGACGGCACUAGCAAGAACAUUACGUCCUUGUUUGCAAUGUGUACGAUCACAAAUUCGUGCCUUUGCUGCCGAAGCAUCGGGCAAUGAAAUGAAAUUCACAUUUUCCGGAGCUAAUCAGGUAUUUUACGAUCAGGCAAAUGUUCGCCAAGUGGACGUUCCAUCUUUUUCAGGAUCAUUUGGUAUUUUGCCAAAACACGUUCCAACAUUGGCUGUUUUAAAACCCGGAGUUGUCACUGUUUUUGAGCAGAGUGGCGAGACAAAAAAAAUUUUCGUCUCCUCCGGAACAGUCACAAUUAACGAAGACUCCAGUGUUCAGGUACUCGCUGAGGAAGCACAUCCAGUUGAAAAUAUUGACAAUUCAGCGGCAAGAGAUAUUUUAAGUAAAGCACAACAACAAUUAUCGUCAGCGUCAUCUGAAAAGGACAAAGCGGAGGCAGCAAUUGCCGUCGAAGUUGCCGAGGCUCUUGUUUCUGCUUCCGCAUAAAUUCUAAUUCCAAUUUAAUCUAAAUAAAAAUCGCAUUCGAGUCACCGUUACUUUAGUUUGUCUACAUUAACAUAAAUGUUAAGACAAAAAAGCAUCCGAUCUUGUUAAUGUAAUGUUACACGAAAAAUAAAGACAAUAUAGAAAAUCUAUAAAAAAAAAAAAAAAAAAAUUUCCUCUCAAUCUCAAUAAAUACAAUAUUUAUUAUUCUA